Molecule: messenger RNA, 9995 nt
Organism: Xenopus laevis (African clawed frog)
Lineage: Eukaryota; Metazoa; Chordata; Amphibia; Anura; Pipidae
Product: E1A-binding protein p400
Exons: 52
Coding region: 522-9317 (2931 amino acids)
Source: RefSeq, a predicted model, not a curated record
GGGGGAGGUUCGGGUAGGGGGAACUAAAGAGGGAGGCGGUGGGAAACUUGGAAGCGGUGGAGUAAUAAGUCCCGCUGCCCCUUGUAGAGUGUAUCCGCUCCCGCAUGUAGUGCAGGCUGAGAGCAACCAAAGCCUACUGGGCCGGCGCCUUUCAGCCUCCUCGCUUUGGAGGUAUAAUUGUGUCGUGGAGGAGUGCGACUAUAUUCAGUGUUCUACACGCACUACUUCUAGCAACUGGGACUGGGGAAGCGUCAGACUGUACCUGCAUUGGCAAAUGACUGCUUCUCGGGCACGGAGCCCGAACUGGGCGCGGAAGUGUUUCUAUGCGGACUAUGCGACAAAAUAGCUGCGUUUCUGUACAGACGGUCGUUUCACAGCUAAGAGUUGCAGUUCUGCCACAGAUGGGAGGGCAGCGUUUCAGUGGCAGAUGAUAUAAUAGUAAAGCGUUGCCUCAUUUGCUGCCCUAAUCGCUUAUUCCCCAGGAGGUUCACGAAAGAAACUUGUGGUAGUUGUGGGUUAUAAUGCUCCAUGGCAAAGGCCAGGAUACCCAGCCAGCUCCCAAGCCCAGCUCAGGAAAUGAUGGAGACCAGCAAAGGACUCAGAAAACUACUCCACCGUCUCCUGCCCAGUCGUUUACACCAACAGUCAGCUCACCUGCACCACAGUCACCGAGUUACCAAAUUCAGCAUCUCAUAAUGAGCAGGAAUUCGAUGCCUGGUCAGAAUGUAAAUAUCACCCUACAGAAUGUAGGUCCUGUGGUACCAGGAAGCCAGCAGAUAACACUUACUUCAUUGCCAAUAACCAGUCCAGCUUCCCCAGGCUUCCAGUUCAACACACAGCCCAGAAGGUUUGAGCAUGGUUCUCCAUCUUACAUCCAGGUUACCUCACCAGUGUCUCAACAGGUCCAGACUCAGAACUCUACACAACCCAAUACUGUGCCUAUACAAGCACUACAGGGUGUCCGAACAGGAACUUCAUCAGCCAGUUUGGGUAUGUGUAGUCAGAGCCCUACUCGUGGUUUUGUGGAUGCUGGUUUACUGGUAAGGCAGCUUAGCCUUGGUCCUUCUAAUACUGGGACCUUUGUUAUUCAGGAGGGUUCUGGAAUAACACAGAUUGCACAAAGUGCACAGGUACAUCUUUCACCUGGAACUCCGACAGUCCCAGCACACAAUCUGCUUCACUCCAGUUCACCAACAGUUGGCCCUGUGCAUCAGUUUGGUUCACAAAAUUCAGUGACAGGCUCAGUGAAUGUACAAUCUCCAUCAACUCCAAGCCAAUUAACCACCAACUUAUCACAGCAGCUAAGCAGUAUUAUCCAGGGUCAGCUUAUUCAGCAACAACAGCAGCAGCAGGUACUCCAUGGACAGCAGGUUAGCAGAACAUUCAGCUUUGAUGGGACUUCCAGUGGGAUGAUAGCUGGUGUUACUGGUACAUCGGCUUUUGGGAUAACGUCUGCAGCUACUCCAACAAGUCCAUCACGAGUGACAGGUCCUCAGGCACGUUCUAGUCUUCCCUUAACUACAACCUUGGGCACCACAUUGAAAAGGCAAGCAAGAAAGCUUGAGGAGAUACCACCUGCUACUCAAGAAGAUGCUUUACUAAGGAAGCUUUGUUUUGAUUAUCAUCACCAACAAAUGCAAGCUCUUAAGGAGACCUAUACUGAAUAUUUGAUAGAGCUGUUCUUCCUCCAACACUGUCAAGGCAACAUGAUGGAUUUUUUGCCCUUUAAGAAGAAGCGCAACAUAUAUCAGAACUUUCUUAGACAAAAUGACUUGGAUAUGGAAGUAGAUGAGGAAGAAGCAGACAAGAAUUCCUCUCGGGCUAUAUAUAUGCAGACUCCAGAUCCUUCUGCAAGUUCGGUGAUAGAAACUCCAGCUGACAUGGAAAUCCAAGUCUCCAAUAUGCUGGAGACUGCAAGUGAUCCCGCAAUGAAGCAGUCCCAGUCACCAAUGGUAACUCUUGGUCUUCCUCUCCUUCCACCUGUUACAGGCCGAAAUGCCAUGGAUGGUACCAAGCCUGCAGGGUCAUGCCCCACCCCACACAAUAAUUUGAUCAACUACAGGUACCAGGCACUAGCUGGAAUGUCGCCUUCUAAACAGACAUCUGCUUCUGUUGGUAGCAAACUAAAGGACCCAACAAAAGUUUCCAUAUUGCAGAAUGCUGCCGGAGCACAAUCUCCAUUCAGAACCCAGCUGCCUACAACACCAGUCUCUUCUGUGCAGACUACAAUGCAUCUUGCACAGCAGCAACAGCUUAUUACAGAGGCCCAGUCCCAUACAAUAGCAAAACAGCAAUCUCCUGGCAUUGUCAGCCAAACACUGUUGCACACUCAAAACUCUCAGCCUUCUCAAGAGAAGAUGGUAGACCAUUUCUCCUCCUUGAAGCCGCCUCCAGUGCCGGCAUCCGCAUCUAAGAUGGGGUCAGACUCCGUUAAAACCACAGUUCCUGUAGGUUUGAAACCUGCUUCUUUAACAUCCUCCUCACCCAGCAUUCCUGACUCUCUACCACCUUCUGUGGCUGUUUCACCAAAGAGGAUAUUAUCACCUGGUGCCAGCAAAGCAUUAUCUCCUGCCUCACGGUCCCCUGGAUUGGCAGGGCCCCAGUCUCAGGAAUCUCAGAGCCUUGCACCAGUUCCUGGGGAUGCUCAGCAAGAAGCUCUUAUUCCAAAACCAGUAGAACAGGAAAGCUAUAUCCAUCAGCGAAUUGCAGAGCUGCGAAAGGAAGGCAUGUGGUCUCCAAGAAGACUGCCCAGACUUCAAGAGCCUUGUAGAACUAAGUCUCACUGGGACUAUCUUCUGGAGGAAAUGUCAUGGAUGGCUGCAGAUUUCGCCCAAGAGAGGAUUUGGAAGCAGGCUUGUGCAAAGAAGCUGGUCAGAACAGCUGCUAGGCAUUGCCAGGAGAAAGAGCAGAAGGAUGCCAGAGCCAAGAAGGAGGAUGAAGACCGAUUGCGACGCAUAGCAUGGCUAGCAGCCCGGGAAAUACAGUACUUUUGGUCCAAUAUUGAACAGGUGGUUGAGAUAAAACUACAGGUAGAAUUACAAGAAAAGAUGAAAAGAGCUUUCUCCGCACAAAAAAAAACUCAAAAAGGUCUUGAACCUAAAAAGCUUGAUUCACAGAUUAUUGUGGAUGCAGCUGUUUCGGGGGCAAAGAUAAAUGUAGAGAAUAAUGAGAAUGCUGUGAAUGUGGAUGCAAACCAGAAAGCUGUGGUUUCAAUUGAGGCCCUUUUGACUAUUGAAGGAACCAAUACAGCUCAGCUAGGAGCAAGAAAACAUAGCCGUGACAUUGCUGAGGUUGCUGCUGCUGCUGAACUUUUACUUCCACGGGGCAGCUCUCGCAUCUCUUGUCUUGUGAAAACCAGCCAGCUAUCUCUACUCCAUGGCAUCCUCCGUGAGUAUCAACAAGUUGGGAUGGAAUGGUUAGUAAAGCAGUACAAGAAGAACCUCAAUGGGAUCCUGGCUGAUGAAACAGGUCUUGGGAAGAACAUUCAGGUGAUUGCACUGUUUGCACAUCUGGCCAGUAAUGAAGGAGUAUGGGGACCCUACUUAAUUGUAGCACGCAGCUGUAAGAUAUUAAAAUGGGAGUUGGAACUCAAACGCUGGUGUCCAUCACUAAAGAUUCUUUUGUAUUUUGGCAGUCAGAGUGAACUCAGAAGAAAGAGACAGAUGUGGAAUGAGCCAAACAACUUCAAUGUUUGUAUUACCUCAUACAAGCAAUUCUUCAAGGGCCAUAAGGCUUUCAUGAAAAUGAGGUGGAAAUAUUUAGUUCUGGAUGAAGUACACCAGAUCAAAAACAUGACAGAAAAGCACUGGGAAGCCAUCUUAAAUUUACCAAGUCAGCGCCGACUGCUUCUCAGGGACAACCCACUGCCCCACACAUGGAAGGAACUGUGGACCAUGGUGCACUUCGUCAUUCCCGGCUUGUCCAGGGCAUACUUGGAUUUCCCAGUGAAGGACAGUGACCAAGAUCACGACUACAGACACACAAUUUCUAUUCGAUUGCACAGGUCUACACAACCAUUUAUACUACGCCGGUCUAAGAGAGAUGUAGAACGGCAAUUAACAAAGAAAUCUGAGCAUGUUCUCAAGUGCCAGUUGUCUAACCGCCAACGAGCCCUGUAUGAAGAUGUUAUGAUGCAGCCAGGGACACAGGAUGCUUUGAAAGGAGGGCAUUUUGUCAGUGUUCUCCAUGUUCUAAUGCAAUUGCAGAGAAUUUGCAACCACCCAGAGCUAGUGGACCCCCGCCUUAAACAUUCCUCUUAUGCUUCUGAAGCCAUUAAAUACAAAACAGCGUCUCUGAUACUACGUGCAUUGCUGCAUGAUCCAUGGAAGAAUGUGGACUUGGCCUCGUUUCUUUUGAUUGGGAUGGAGAAUAAAAUGACUCGUUAUGAAUCACAAGUGCUUCCUAAGCAGAAAGUGACCAGGAAAUUGAUUCAGGAGAUCUAUAAUUCUCCUGAUCCAGCAGUUAGACUCGGUCAUGUUAAAAUCAAACCAAGCAGGCUGUUUGAGCCAGUUCUGUAUGGGCAAAAACCAGAAGGACGGACAGUUAAUUUCCCAAGUGCUUCACAGACACGCACAGUAACUCCUACAACAACCACUGUCUCCCAGCAAGGACAAGUUAGGCGAUCACCAGUCACAACACCUGCUGUACCUCAGGGAGCUAAAGCACCUGCCACCCAGAUUUCCACUCCUCAUGUGCAAGUGGGAGCUCCAAGACCUCAAGCUCCAGUUGCUUUUGCCACAGCUGCCCCAGUAAGGCAGCUAAGCCAGCCACCCCAGCAGAGCAUACCAUCCCCAAGGCUGGUUCUCAGCUCUCAGGCACGAUUGCCAACUGGGGAACUUGUCAAGAUUGCUCAGUUGGCCUCUACCGGAGGAGCUCAAGGCAGGGUGGCACAGCCUGAGACUCCAGUUACUUUGCAGUUUCAAGGGAACAAAUUUACUCUAUCCCAGAGCCAGCUACGUCAGCUCACUGCUGGUCAACCUCUACAGCUGCAUGGUAAUGUUCUGCAGAUUGUUUCAGCUCCAGGGCAGUAUCUUCGGCCACAAGGUUCUGUUGUCCUGCCAACCAUGCCACAAGGUACAGCAACAAAUGCUGUACGAAACCAGCAUCCAGUGGGAGCUCCCCUUCCCAGCACAGGGUCAUCAACUGGACUUGUUGCAGGGAGGAAUAUACAGGCUUUUUCUACAACUGCUGAUUCAGUGCCCAAAACUGCUCAGGCUGCAGUGUGUCCAGCUCAGGAAUCAGCGGAAGAGAAACAGCGUGUGAUUAAAGAACGCCUGGACCGCCUUUUUGUUUAUAAUGAACUACGUUGUGCAAGAUCCCCUAUCUAUGGAACAGACCUAUUAUCUCUCUGCUCCUUAAACUCUUCUGGAGCUCAGCCUCUUUCACUGGGCACAGUAUGGAGCUGGACAGGCUCUGUGAACUGCUUCCAUUCAUCUUGCUCCCCUGAGAACUCAAAUAAUCUACUUCAUCACCUUAUUCUAUCCCAUGAUCAACAGAAGACAGCCUUGGAACCUCUUGCUAUAAGUGCUCUCUGUGUGGUCCCGACAGUAGUUGCGGCUCCUCCAAUUCUGACUGUACCGAAUCCUCCUGCUGCGUACGUUCAUAGCUUAAAGAUGCUAGAACAUGGUCUGAGGGAUCAGCUUGCUCCUGUUUUACCUGAACUGAGGGAGCGAACCACUCCUAACUGCUUGCCAUUUCCUGAUCUUAAACUCAUCCAGACUGACUCAGGAAAGCUGGAUGCUCUUGCUGUCCUUCUGAGAAAGCUGAGGUCUGAAGGCCGGAGGGUUCUUAUAUUUUCCCAAAUGCUUCUGAUGCUGGACAUCUUGGAGCGGUUUCUGGACUUCCAUUCUCUGACCUUUCUGAGGAUUGAUGAUCAUGCCAACUCUGAGCAGUGCCAAGACCUGAUGAAGACUUUUAAUAAAGACCAACGCAUCUUCUGUGUUCUACUGUCUACUCACAUUCCCAAUCUGGGGGCAUACCAAGUGGAGGCAGACACAGUUAUAUUUUAUGACAGUGAUUUGAAUCCUGUUAUGGAUGGAAAAACUCAGUCAUGGUGUGACCUUGUAGGAAGAUCAAAGGAUAUACAUGUAUACAGACUUGUUAGUGCUAACUCAAUAGAAGAAAAGUUGCUGAGGAAUGGAACCAAGGAUCUGAUCAGGGAAGUGGCUGCUCAGGGCAGUGACUAUUCUCUGGCCUUCCUAACACAGCAAACUAUCCAGGAACUAUUUGAGGACUGCUCUCCUUUGGACGACUCAGGAUUUAGAGUAAAAGCUGAAGAGUUUGUGCUGCUAUCACAGGAACCAUCACCUUCUGAUACAAUCACAGCUAAGGUUGCGAAACCAUUUGUGGAGGCUCUAGUUGAGAUUGAGUGCAUCGAGGAGGACAUUACUGACCCAGUGGAAGAAGAUCCAAAUCCCACUACUGGUAUCAGCUAUGCGCAUAGCGGUGAACCAGCUGAUCUUCCAGGACCUUCCCAGUUCCAGGAACUCGUUGAACUCAUGCAGCAGCUGACUCCCAUAGAGAAGUAUGCCCUGCAUUAUCUGGAAUUAUUCCAUGUCCAAAGAGCUGAAGCCCAUGAUGAAUGCACUGAGGAGAAGUUAAAUGCUGCCAAAAGGGAGUGGGACUCUAAACAUCUGCGAGAACUUAAGGAGAGGGAGGAUAUGAUGCAGUGUGAAGCAGAAGGGGAGGAGGAGCUACUGACUUACACUCGGGAAGAUGCAUAUAACAUGGACUUUAUUUAUGAUGGACCAGAUGAACAGACUGAAAUAAUGCCGGUCUGGACUCCACCAACCCCCCCACAAGAUGAGAAUGACAUUUACAUAGAUUCUGUUAUGUGCCUAAUGUAUGAUACCAAUCCCAUCGUGGAGUCUAAACUUCCUCCAGUUUAUAUGAGAAAGGAGCGCAAGCGACAUAAGACUGAUCCUGCUGCUGCAGGUCGCAAAAAGAAGAUGCGACAUGGAGAAUCAGUGGUUCCACCUCGAUCACUAUUUGACCGGGCUGCGCCAAACCCUCUUAAAGUGCGGAAGGAGGGCAAGGAGCAGAAGAAAAACAUACUCUUGAAACAACAAACUCAGUUUGCAAAACCUCUUCCAACUCUCAUUAAGCCUGUAAUGGAAUCUGGGCCAGACAAUCCAGAAUGGUUGAUUAGUGAAGACUGGGCUCUUCUGCAGGCAGUGAAGCAGCUUCUAGAACUACCUCUCAACCUCUCAGUUAUGUCCCCAGCCCACACACCCAACUGGGAUCUUGUGAGCGAUGUGGUCAAUUCCUGUAGUCGAAUCUAUCGAUCAUCUAAGCAGUGUCGCAGUCGCUAUGAGAACGUCAUCAUUCCAAGAGAAGAAGGAAAGUUGUUGUAUGAUGUCAGUCCAAAGAAGAAAUCUGAAAACCUAUUUAAGACCAAGCCUUUGCGGACAAGCCAGAUCUACGCACAGGAUGAAGGUAUAACACACAUUCAGUUGUUUGCUACCCGAUUCGAACUAAUGAAGAUAAUUGCAGGAAAGAGGAGUCAGCCUAGCAAACCCAUACUUGGAGGCAAUCCAUUCCAGAAGAACCCCAAGCAUGCCUCAGUCCUGGCAGAGAGUGGCAUCAACUAUGACAAACCCCUUCCCCCAACCCAGGUUGCUUCAUUACGUGCAGAUCGAAUAGCAAAGGAGAAAAAGGCUUUAGUAGAACAGGCACGAGCACAGCAGCAGUCUGGUCCAGCACAACCGCAACCUCAGCAAAAUGGGCAACAACCAGCUCCAACAGCAGCAGUGCUGCCAGUACAAAGCCAAGCCCAACAACUUACUGUUACGCAGUCUCAGGUGGUAGUACAACAGCAGCCAGCACCCAAGGCACCCAGUACAAGCACAACUCCCAUCUCCAGCCCCGCACUGCUGACUGGUGCAAUUAAGACUGCAGUGCCUGGAACUACCAUAGCUACAGGUACUGUCAGCGGGAGUGUGGUUGUGUCUGGGGUGCCCCCUGCUACCUUCCAGUCAAUUAACAAGCGUCUUGUGUCCCCGGUGGUAGCUGCUUCUGUAAGUAAUGCUACUGCACAAAUGGUCCAGCAGAGAACAGCAGCCACUGCAACGCUUCCUACUGAGAUGGUCACCAUAGCAACUAGCCAGGGGGUACGAGCUGUUACUUCAGUAACUGGAGGAGCCGUUGUCACUACUAACCUCACUCCUGUACAAACCCAGGCUCGGGCCGUUGUAACCCAGGUGACAACAGCCACCACUGGAGGUGUCCAAGGAACUAGUAAAACUUUAACCCCAGCUCAGCUGCAAAUCUUUAGAAGUCAGCAAGCGAGUCAAAUGCAGGUUCCUCAAAUCCAGGCACAGGCAUCAGGUCAAAUAAAAGCUGUUACUAAGGUGUCCCAGGAACAAUUAUUAAAGCUGCAGAAACAGAAGCUACAACAGGUAACACAGACUGGAACCCUUGCAGGCACAGCACAAGUACAGGUUCAACCUCAACAAACUCAGCAGCUUGCGACAGUUACUGCUUCCCGUGCUGGAACAGUCCUUGCUAGUACGACUAUGACCAAUCUACAGGUGGCACGGCUGUUGCAGGCCCAAAGUCAGAUCCAAGCACAGUCAGGACAGACAGCGCAAGUUGCCCUGGCAAAGCCGCCAGUUGUGUCAGCAGUUGUCUCACCAGGGGGAGUCACCACUUUACCGGUUACUGUAGCGGGAAUCAGUGUUUCAAUAAACCAGCCCCAUAAGGCAGCAGGAGGGCAGACAGUUGUUGCACAACCAUUACAUAUGCAGCAAGUGCUGAAAGUCAAGCAUCCUACCCAACAACAACAGAAAGCUCUCCAGUCACAGACCCCACUGGGGCAGCAGAAGCCUUACCUUUCCCUCCAGAUAACGACACCUCAAGUAUCCACUGCAUCCCAGCAGCAAAAGGUCACCUAUGCCACCCAACAAGGGAUUAAAACUCAGUUCUUAACCACUUCCUUAAGUCAGGCACAGAAAGCAGUUGGGACUCAGCAAGUGCAAGCCCAGAUACAGGUUGCAAAAAUUCCCCAAGUGGUCCAGCAGCAAGCAGCAAUUGCCACACUGCAGCAAGUUGUGUCUGCAUCACAGCAGGUCCAGCCACAAACCGUGACACUGACCCAGGCAACAGCCCCAGGACAGCCCCAGGUCCAGAUGAUACAAGCCCACGUAGUGCAACAGAAAUUACAACAAGUCAUUGCAGCAGCUGCUUCACCACAGAUCCAGGCAGCAGAUGGUCAGAGCACGGCAAUGGGUCUGGUCUCAGCAGAUGCUCAGAACCAGCAGGCCAAGUUGCAAGUCCGACCCCCAACUGUCAGGAUUAAAGCUCCCACUAAACCCAGUUGAGAAGCAAGUGGGACUCCUUUGAAUCAAGAAGCCAUGUUAAUGAAUCUUUACACCUUUGUUAAAGCCUUUGUGCCUGAGGGGGCCUUUGAAUAGUACUGUAGGACCAUUCUGAAUCAAGGGGAGCAAAUGAAAUAGUCUUUACUUCAGGGAAAUACUUUCAUCCUCAUCCAAGAGAAAAUCAACUGGAGCGGUUAAGUUUUUGGUUUUUUCAUAUCUUGCCAUCAACGUCUUGACAAAUCAUUCAUUAUUUCAGAAUCUCUCGAGCUCAGGAUUCCAUUUGUCUGGCUUACUACAGAGGAAUAAGCUUGAACUUUCAGGACUUUCAGUUGGUUGAAGAAAGUGUGGAUACGGUUAAACCAUGCUUCUACAUUUACUUGAUUGAUAAAUCAGGCAUAUACUAUCCAUAGUAGCACAAAUCAUUGUCUUACGUGAAGGAUCUGACCAAUGCUACUGUUGCACAAAUGUACACGCAUAUAUCUUGUGCUAUUGUAUGCAUGCUUCAUUAAAGUGUUCACAGAAGGCAUGCUACACAAAAUGUUCACUUACUAAGGGGAAAAAGCCAUAACUGGAAGAACAGGUUUCACGUCUGUGGCCUUGUAAAGGUGUAUAUGCCAAUCUAUGUACCACUACUAUGUGCAGCCUGCAAACGUUGCCUUUUUUAGGGGCCAUUAUUAAAAA